Messenger RNA from Anoplophora glabripennis (Asian longhorned beetle), 2314 nucleotides. RefSeq names its product cell wall integrity and stress response component 3-like (gene Csp6). Bases 320 to 1201 code for a protein of 293 amino acids. Lineage: Eukaryota; Metazoa; Arthropoda; Insecta; Coleoptera; Cerambycidae. The transcript has 3 exons. The record is from RefSeq and is a predicted model, not a curated record.
AGUUGCAAUUCAUUCACAUUUAGUUCACACAAACAAACUUCAAAUGCCACUACACAUUUACCAGUCCUAACUUUAGUAUUAUAACUUUUAAUUUGUACUAUUUUUCUUUUCAGGAUCUACAACAUGUUCGUUAUGAAUUAAACGAAAGGGACAGGACGGGACUGAAAGGACACCCUCUGAAUUCCUCCACUUCUCAAGAAGUCCCCUCGUGCUACCUCUUAGAGAGUCCCAUUCAAGUCAGUUGCAACCGUCGAUUGCUGAAAUAAACACCGUUCUUCAAUCGCUUGUUAAAUCGCCGUGAAAAGUGCCAUAGUUAACAAUGGUAUGUUUACUUCCUGUGUUAGUCGCUGCUGGUACUUUACUUGGGUUGAUUGAUGGGGCUAACGCCCAGCACUACGCCUCCAAAUACGACCAUAUUGACGUCGACGCUAUCCUUAAUAACAGAAGGAUCGUGAAUUACUAUGCCGCUUGUCUGCUGUCGGAAGGACCUUGUCCGCCGGAAGGGAUCGAGUUUAAAAGAAUUUUACCAGAAGCUUUGAGAACCAACUGUCACAGAUGUACCGAAAAACAAAAGACGGUGACACUUCGAGCCAUCAGACGAUUGAAGAAAGAGUACCCCAAAGUAUGGGCCCAGCUGGAAAAACAGUGGGACCCUGACAGCAGCUACAUAUCCAAAUUCGAAUCGACUUUCGGUGGCAAACCGGUCGAAUCCAGUCCAACGCCAUCCGUCCAAAUUGUGAACAGAUUCGCCUCAACAGAGAACGAUAACAAGACCGUUCAGAAUACCAUAAGUCAGCUUUUCACUACGCCAUUGCCCACGUCUACAAGCACCAGGACAAGUACCAGUAGCACUACCACUGCUACUACUGGUACAACUACUAGUACAACUACUAGUACAACUACUAGGACAACCACUAGGACAACUACUCCUACCACAAAGACCACAACCACUAAACCUACUACAGUUAGUACCAAAGCCACACCCGUAACAAAAGCCACUAUUGAUGAUUUUGGCACGAUAAGUACCAUCAAACUAAACAUUAACACAAUUUCAGCAUCUGCUAAACCUAAAAAGCGCCCUAGACCAAAUAUAGGACAAAGUAUACAAGCUACGGUGGAAGUGGUGAAAUCUAUAGAGAAAAUGGUUAAUCAGAUAGCACGGGAAAAAUUGGAAUUCAUUAGUCGUCUACUUACUGGAUAGCGUUAAUUUAACGAUUUUUUUAGAAAACUACUGACUGAAGACGUGAUAAAAUUGUUAUUAAGACAUUAUUGUUUCUAUUUAUCCAUUUUUUGUAAACUUUUUGACCCUAAGAGAAGAUUUGUGGACAAAGUUCAUAAAAAUAAUAAAUUUUACGAAUAUCCAGAUACGUAAAGCAGUACUUAGUGGCCAAAAUCUAUUUUAAAGAUGAGUGAAAGUAAUGAAUUUACACAGAGGGUGUUGCAUUAUUCCACCGACUCCAAUUGUACAAGUAAUUCUCUGAUAAAAAAUUUGGAAAAAAGUAAAGAUUUAUUUUCAUUUGUUCUGUACGUUUCCUGGUUCAUGAAUUGAUACGUGUUCUGUUCUUUUGCUGACCCAUUAGGUUAAACUAUAUUAUAGUUUGAGUCAGUGUAGUCGCUACAAAAAAAGGAAAAGUUUUCCUAAUUCAGCAGACAUGAACUUUUCAUUUUAUUUUUAGUCAAAUAGUUGCUCAAAAUUCCGACAGUGGGAUAUUGCAAUACCAUGUAUAUCGAUGUAGAAACCUUUUGUAUUGUAUAGGAACAGUUCAUACCAUAAAAAAGUAUAUUAUAUAUUUCACAAUCAACCCUCAUGAUAGUGUUUAGUUCUUCCUCCAUAAAUCUAAUAUUUGUUUGUUGUUGUGAAUAACUUCCUCAUCACAAUCCUUUCAUAGACAAUCACUUUACUACUAAUAAAGGUCAAUUCGCACCAAGCCAGUCACGUCCAAUCUUGUCUGACGCUACUGGAAUCAAUUACUAAAAAAGAAAAGAAAAAAACAGCAGUUUGGUUUCAUUAUGAAUACAAAUCCAGUGGUAGCGAAUCUUGUGCUAGACUGGUGCGGAGCGAAAUGAUACUAAAUUUUAUCAAUAUUACAGGAUAGUAAGAACAACGAUUAACGAAUACUUAUAUUUAUUGUGAACACAGUAUAGCAACACAUUUUACUUUAUAAUAUGAAAUUAUUUAUCCGACUUGCCAAUUUUGCUGUGGUGUAAUUAUUUUUUUAUAAUUCCUACCACGACGGCAGUAUGUGUGCCAAAUAAAUGUUGUUAUAUAUUUUGAUAAUUAUGUCAUUGAAUAAAGUAAACUUUUGUAGAAAAA